AUGCAGCAGUCAGGCGUGGUUCUGUUCUUUAUUGAGUUAACUAUGGUUCGAGUAUUAUCGAUUAAUGUAUAUAGUCAUGUAUGUCACACAUCGCACACAGAUGCUGAUUUUGAUGUGGUUCUGUUGGAAGGAAGUACCCGAGCUAACGACCCUCUUGCCACUGCUUCCAAGGGUAAUAGUGAUGAUUUAAUACAGAUUGAUGGUCAUUUAAGUUUCGGAAAAGGGGCGCAGAAUACAUACAAGAGAUGUAAAGAAUUACUAAAGAAUGAAGAUUGCGGCUAUCCAGGCUUCGCACAUGUAUCUGGAAUUGUUGAUUAUGAUUGCACGAAUCAAGAUGGAAAUAUAGAAGAUUGUAUUACUUGUUGGUUUACUCAAUGCUACCUUAGAAACAGCAGAAAUGAUCUCACUACAAGUGAACACGAUGUAAUUGCUAAAGCAUGUGAUUAUAUCAUAAAUUUACGUAAAAUACUUCACAUGAGCAAGAUUCUAUUGGCCAUUGGUAGUAAAUAUUUAUUAGAACAACAGGAAGUUGCCGGUAUGGAUGUAGCUUUACGAUAUAUUAGUAGUACAUUAGUCAAUCGUUCGGGUUUAAUAACAAAACAAGAUAUUUUAGAUAUACAUCGUCGAGUUCAAGGCUUUGUUGAUCCAGUGGAAGCCGGUCACCUACGCCGUGAUCAAGUGUAUGUAUGCUCAUUAAUCCCACCGUCGGUUCUUCAAAUUGAAGAAUAUUUAGAAGAAUUUUUAAUAUGGUUGAAUUCAGUUGAAGAAACACGUGAUCUACAUCCUAUUAUACUGGCUUCGUUAGUGCAUUAUAAACUUGUACUUAUUCAUCCAUUUUUGGAUGGUAAUGGGCGAACAGCACGUUUGUUGAUGAAUCUAGUUUUAAUGAGAUCCGGAUUUACACCAGUAACUAUAAAAGAUUCAGAGCGUUUAACCUAUUAUGACUCUUUAUAUACGGCUAAUAUGGGUAACAUUCGACCGUUUAUUCACUUUAUUGCAAAAUGUACAGAACAAACAUCAACAGAAUUUAUUCAUUAUUCAUCUCGCUCGUCGACAUCAGCGUCCGACCUAGAAUUAUUAUUGAGUGAUGAUAAAGAGGAGACUCUGGCGAAUCGAACCAUGUAA
Molecule: messenger RNA, 1125 nt
Organism: Didymodactylos carnosus
Lineage: Eukaryota; Metazoa; Rotifera; Eurotatoria; Philodinida; Philodinidae
Source: the annotation of a GenBank genome assembly